GUGUAUCAGCUGAGCCCGAUCACGUGGCCCCGUGUCGAAGGUCAGUCCAUGCACAAUGGAGCUGCCAGAGUAUGCACUGAAAGGAUUGCAAUUGCUGGCCGAUCCCAGCCACUUCUCCGACAAAACCUUCCACAUUUUAGUGGAAGCGGCUUUCGAGAGCCUCCUAAACCCGCAAACAGACGGAGCGACAUUGGAUCAUGCAGAGCUGGGAAAUGUGGACUUGACUUUGGUGAAACAAUGCAAUGUAGCCAUUGCAACAUGUGUUUUGGAGGCUGGAAAACACAACGCCGACGCGUCGACUAUAAGCACGGUACUGGAAGACUGCAGGCUGGGAGGAGAAAGAAUAGACUUAUUUUGUGCAACAUACCAGAAGAACAAAGAUAAAGUGGAAAGCCUACUUGGAGGCUUGGCGAGAUAUCCUUCACAUAUCAUUGAUGCUUCUUGGCGAUUGGAAUAUCACAUUAGGAAUAACCAUCUGCAUAAAGUUAAUCAACCAGCAUAUUUGUUGACCUUGAAUGUGGAGAAUGGAUCCCGACCAGCUCAGGAUGUUACUUUCAGUUGUACAAUGGAGCAAUUGCAGGAUCUUUUGGGGAAGUUGAAGGACGCGGCUAAAAGCAUGGAGAAGGCGAGUCAAAUUUGCUUUGUCUUACUGCGAAUUUCCAUCGAUCCCGACGCGUCUUGGAGCCGCCUUUCAGAACGCGGCCAUUUUAGUUCGAAAAUGCACCGAACAACACGAAUCAAAAUAACCGAACUAAAUCCUCACUUGAUGUGUGUGUUGUGUGGAGGUUACUUCAUCGAUGCGACAACCAUCAUCGAGUGUCUACAUUCAUUUUGCAAGACCUGCAUUGUCCGUUACUUGGAAACGAGCAAGUACUGUCCCAUUUGCGAUGUACAAGUACACAAAACGAGGCCCCUUCUUAACAUUAGGUCCGAUAAAACUUUACAAGACAUUGUAUAUAAAUUAGUUCCUGGCCUUUUCAAAGAUGAAAUGAAACGUAGGAGGGACUUCUAUGCUGCUCAUCCCUCUGCUGACGCAGCAAAUGGCUCUAAUGAAGACAGGGGAGAAGUCACAGAAGAAGAAAAGAGGAUUAUAACAGAUGAUGAAAUCAUUAGUUUGUCAAUUGAAUUCUAUGAACAAAAUAAGACUGAACGAAAAGGCGCUGCAGAAAAAGAGAAAGCGAAAGAUGAGAUGAAUGACAAGAGAUAUUUGCGCUGUCCAGCAGCCAUGACUGUGAUGCAUUUAAGAAAAUUCCUGAGGAGUAAAAUGGACAUCCCUCAUGCCUUCCAGAUUGACGUUAUGUAUGAAGAUGAACCAUUGAAAGAUUAUUACACUCUUAUGGAUAUUGCCUAUAUUUACACAUGGAGGAGGAAUGGACCACUUCCUCUGAAAUAUCGAGUGAGGCAAACAUGCAAAAGAAUUAAGAUCGGGAUUCAACAAGAUGGAGUAAAUAACACCAGUGGAGAUUUAGAAAGUGACUCUGGAAGUGACAAGGCUAAUAGCCCAGCUGCUGCACCAUCCACAUCCUCAUCACUGCCCAGUCCCUGCACUCCAGGGCAGUCUCCUCAUUCACACUUCCCUCAUAUAUCAACAACUAUGAAUGGGUCCUCCAAUACCAACCAUCAAAUUCCAUUCAGCAAAAACAGGCCACGGAAACCAUCUGUCAAUGGCUCUUCAGUGUCUUCAGGCUGACAAUAUUCAUCAAAAAGAUGCAAUGACAAUAGAUACCUGAAGAUCUGUUCAUACAUCUGAUAAUAUAUAGAAAUGCUUAGCAUUGUGAUCAUCAUUAACAUCACUGUUCUGUAGUGAGUGGAUAUCUGGUUCAGAACAAAAGAAAUACGUGGCUUUACCACAACUGGAUAUGACAGUCAAUUAUUUCUAGAAGACGGCUUUCAAGUUUCAGGGGAUGCCUAUCUUCAAUGGAUCUACAUCACUGAAAUGUGUAUUGCAAAGAUUUGAGGAGAUAUUUACACUUAUUAUCAUUGGAUUUAAUUAACUGCAACAAAGACCCUAUUCUGAAUGUGGAAAAUGAAAGAAGAAAAGCUGGACAGGAUAUUAUUGUAAAGAUAUAAGCAUUGGAAGAUAAUUUGUAUAGUUUAAUCGCAUUGAAGUUUACUAUAACUGUAUAUCAACAUACUUUUAAUUUUGCCAAACAUAGGCAUUGUGAUAUUGGCUGUACAGAUUACAUAUAAAAGGAUAGUGAUUUUUCACAAAGAUACACACUGAAAAUGAAUUUUAAGAGAAAUGAAAGUUAGAAAGAUGUAUUCUUUGUAGCCAUUUCACUGUGAAAACUGACUGACAAUAGAUGUUGACAUCUUUGGUUGUUAAAUGUUUUCCUGCAACAUUAGUAUGCGUACUCCAAGAAAGUACUGAAGUGAGCAACUCAGAAUAACAUUGUUUAAUGAUAAAUAAUUUCAUACUGAAAGUGGGAUGGUGUAAGUGACUUGCGUGUAGAAUAAUAAUAUUUACGACACUUAGUGAUUCUAUUGAUUAAUUAAUUUCCCCGAUCUUAAGAAAUGCUUAAGUACAUUCAAAGGUCAAGUAUGUACAUAUGGUUGCUAAACAUCCAACAAAUCCACCGUACUACACAUUAGCACAUACUACCUUUGGUAAUUCAGAUAAUUAUUUCCAAAUAUCCUGCCCCUGUAUAUUGCCACAAGUAAAUAAUGUGUAUUAAGGUAUAUAUAAAUGUUUUGUUUGAAAUGUU
Molecule: messenger RNA, 2705 nt
Organism: Leucoraja erinaceus (little skate)
Lineage: Eukaryota; Metazoa; Chordata; Chondrichthyes; Rajiformes; Rajidae
Product: polycomb complex protein BMI-1-like
Exons: 18
Coding region: 56-1690 (544 amino acids)
Biological process (GO): negative regulation of transcription by RNA polymerase II
Cellular component (GO): PRC1 complex
Molecular function (GO): promoter-specific chromatin binding
Source: RefSeq, a predicted model, not a curated record